GAAGAACUUACAUAUACUACUACUUGUUUCCACAAAUUGCAUGUAAAAUACAUAUAUAUUAACACUCGUGAUGGAUUAGGAUUGUCUGGGUUUCAGUUAGUAAACAGAAUCGUUUGUUUUAGCUUAGGCGAGCCAAGGGCAAACAUUGGGUCCUUUCACUAAGCAGUAGCUGUCUCGCUAUUUUUUUAAAUCAACAUACUUGGAGAGCAGAGUUAAUUAUCUUAAACGUUAUGUUAGCUGACUUAAGAUUCGGAAACCGUUACGUUACACUAGUUGGUAACGCGUUCAGGAACGAUUAUAACUCACAACGGUUAUGAUUCAGCAAGAACAACAUGAUUUGAAAUCGACAUGUUCACUAGCUACCUAGCCAACUAGCUGUUUCACUGGAAACCUACAUUUGUUUAUAUAGCUACCGUAGAUGUUCUAGCCAGUUAGCUAAAAUUAUUAACUGUAUCCUGGAAGCACUUGAUUUCUAGUGAGUUCAUAUAAAUGUUAUCGUCCUGGCAGUCUAGCUAACCGUAGCACACGAGGAAUGUUGCGAAAUGUAUCUGUAGCUUGCUAGUAAGGUAGCUAGCAUCUCCGAUUUGCAGUCUGUUUCGUUCCAAUGGCACAACAGUCAGCUGGCUAACUAAGGCUUGUUAGAUAUUAUAUUUCCUACCAAAUCGUCCACAUUAAUUCUAGUAUACUCGCUUGCUAGCAGAGUAGUCGGCUGGCCUGAUCAUGACCACACAGAACGUGAGCUUUAGUAAAGACGGGCUUGUUUUUGCACACGUUUCUUGGGAUUGCAAAUCAGCUGAACGCAACCUUUGUGGCAUCCUACAUCCAGUGACUGCCAGCAGUUUAGCCAGCCUUACCCAGGUCUACACAGAGAACUCAGGCGAGAUUGACCUGGUGUACUUGGAGCAGGAUGCAGACACAUCGCCAUGCGUGCUCAGACUGCAGUGCGCCCCGCACUCUUCGGUCCUCAUCUCCAGCCUGUUGAUCGUCACUGAGGCUCGGACCAUGGAGGUGUACUCUGGAGCAGGGGACUACUGUGGCACCUGCCGUGGGGAGCGACAUCACACCCUUCCAAAUGAAGGUGCUGCUGAAGACAUCUCACUUUUCAAGAAGUACUUAAAAUUAGAGAGUCCACUGGCAUCUUGUGAUGUGAAGCUGCUGUCCCUGGGCGGGCGGGACCGAGUGGGGAUCGCCGGGAUCGUGCUGGGCCUGCAGGAUGAUGGGAGGGAUGGCGGCUCCCCGACCACGGGCCAGGGCAUCGACCUGCGCCGCGUGCAGACCAUGGUGGAGUCCAUGGGCACCGGCCUGUCGCCCGGAGCGCAGAACCUCAUGGAGAUGGUGCAGUUUCAGCAGAAGAAUAAGGCCGAUGCCCUGAGUGGGUUUUUGCCGCUGCUCCUGGGUAGCGGGUCGUUGGCCGCAAUGGCGAAAGGCAGCGCGGAGUCCAGAGCGGCGGCGGAGGACUCUCGAGCGCACGCGGACGCUCCGUCACCAGAGAGCGCGGUCGCUGGAGCGGAGGACCCGCCCGAACCGCCUGGCACCGCGGCCCCCGACCGCAAGCUGAUGGAUGCGGUGUCGUCCUUGCUGAAUGGUCGUCCCGGGCGAAGGCCGGUUGGCUUCGGUCCCGACCUGCUCCCGGUGCUGCAGGGGGUCUGCGGUCAGGUGACCCAGCUCCGAAUCGAGGACAGCUCAUCAGCAACUGCAGCGACAGGGGAGGAGCGCUCCUGCUGCCGCUCCCUGGAGCAGCGGGUGGAGAGGCGCAUGGAGGAGAUGGAGGAGCGGCUGAAGCGGCACAUCGACCGGCGGCUGGAGGCCCUGGAGCAGAGGCUGGAGCGCGCCCUCCUGGCGGCGCUGCCCCUGGCGCACGCCCCCCCGGGCGUCAAGGGCGCCCGCGCGCCCGACUGGAACGGCGCCCACGGCCUCCUGAACGGAGACGCCUGACCCGGGUCCCGCCGCGCCUAGGCGCUAACGAUAACCGCCCCCUCGCCUCCACGGCGCUAACGAUGCCCGCCCCUUCGCCCCUCGGGGGUUACGCCCAUCCUUCCCCGCCCCUCGGAGGUAACAACCCGCCCUGCCCCGCCCCUUCGCCCCUCGUAGGUAACGCCGUCCUGCCUGCCCCCUUGCCCCUCGGAGGUAACGCCCGUCCUGCCCCGCCCCUUUGCCCCUCGUAGGUAACGCCGUCCUGCCUGCCCCCUUGCCCCUCGGAGGUAACGUCCGUCCUGCCCACCCCUUCGCCCCUCAGAAGUAACGGCUGCCCUGGCACCGUGGGUGGGGCACACCUGCGCUAUCACCUACGGACACCCGUCGACCUGAAGGGGUUCCAACUGUGUCAACAAAGUCGACCUGAAGCAGUGCAGAAGUUGGCCGACGAUCACUGCUGCUGUCGAGAAGCGCGGUUGUGCUAACUCCGUCAGCCCGUAAUAAUUUACAUUCAGCCUAUGCAAAUCACAACGUCCCCGUCUGCGUUUUUUUGUGUUUUAGAAUGCGUUUCUGCACUGACGUACCUGAUCUUUAAGCUGCUGGCAUCAAGUGUAAAUUUACUUACGUCUGUCUCACUAUCCAUGUUUCUUUUUGCGUUGAUGUUUUUUUUAUUAACAGUUCUGUCAGUUACGUAAUUGUUUUCAUUGUAUUUGUUUUUCAUUGUUGUAUUAUUAAUACAUAUAUAUGUCCUCAAAUGGUUUGUGGAAUUAUUCUGUUUAUUUUAUUAGAUCGAACUUGGGUUUUAUAUGAAAAUGUAUUGACAAUGACAUGUAUUUUUUGAAUGGUUGGAACUUAGAAUGGUUUGAUCACCUUCGUAGCUGGUAGAAGGCAGUAGUUUAAGGGGAAGCUUCAGUUUUCCUGAAACCACCUAAAAGUCAUUCAUUCAAUUUUACGUUUUGCAGAAGUGUAAAGACCUUUAUAUUACUAAAGUAAACUCAGUGUUUCAGCCAAAGGGACCUUUUCAAGCUAUGAUGAGAGUUGUGUAUUGGAGGUUACUGUUGAAAUAUUUAUUGGAGUUACUAUUUUGCAUACCCUUGGGUUUGAGGAUAGUCAUCCCUGUACUAUAACAAAUAACUCACAAUGGAGUGUGAUGACAUCCUUUAAAAUGUGAUUUUUACAUUGAAAAGUGAAAAGAUGGGCAUCAUCCUUGAAAGUCAAUGUACCUUUAUUCACACUAAAUAAAUUAUAGGAGUUAUUUCAUAUUA
Messenger RNA from Anguilla anguilla (European eel), 3179 nucleotides. It is a transcript of the gene c2h10orf88, whose product is annotated as chromosome 2 C10orf88 homolog. NCBI's taxonomy places the organism in Eukaryota, Metazoa, Chordata, Actinopteri, Anguilliformes, Anguillidae. The record is from RefSeq and is a predicted model, not a curated record. Bases 721 to 1935 code for a protein of 404 amino acids. The transcript has 6 exons.